UCUAAAUAUCAGAGUUUUAUGCUCAUUUCCGCCGCUUUUGUUUGACAGAAUCCCAAAGCGCUGCAGCAGCUAGCCAACUGUUGCACGAAAACACCUGUUAGCUCCUUAGUCUAGUUGGGUUUUUAUCUUUCGGUUACAACAGUCAAGUUUAUUGGAAACCAACGUGAGAAAAACGAGUCGUUUUUAAUGUAUCUGCAGGUCUGCGGGUGGGAAAGGUGGCAGCGAUGACCUGAUCCCCGGAGCAGACAUGUGGGGGUCCCCCUCUCCUUCCAGGUCCCGUGGACGACCUGCUGCCGGCAGCCUCCUCAGCUCUCUGUCCUCCAGACAGAAGUCGUACUCAUGCAGACCUCGCUCUCUGGACAUGGAUGUGAGGAGACCAGCUGGCUGUGUGCGGCAGGAGAACGCGUGUCUGACCGUGCAGGACGAGCAGCUCAUCACUGACCUGGACUCUUUGCACUGUGAAAUGGCGCCCCCCCAGCCUCAGGUGUGUCUCCGAGCUUCCAGGGCGGGGCUUCACAGUGCUGCUGCGACCAUGAGUGAUCGGCUCCGUCAGCUUGAAGCAGAGCUGGAGGCCUGCAGCACAGAGCUCAGGGCAGCAGAGCUGAGAGCGGACCAAGGUCAGGAAGCCGCGGCUCACGCCCAGACGGUCGUGGAAACGCUCUCUGAGGAGCUGGAGACACUCAAGAAAGAGCUGGAGGAAACCGCUGCAGUCGGAAAAAGGGCUGAGCAGCAGAGGAAUCAAGCUCUUCAGAAUGCUGAGACGCUCAGAGAAGCUUUCAGCGACUAUAGAGCAUCAAUCUCUGCAAAGCUUCAAAGCGUGACUGAGGGGGAGAGCAGACUGAGGGACAGUUUUAAGAGAGAGAAGGAGGAUCUGGAAGCCAAAUGUAUCACGCUCCAGCGAGAGAAGGCUGAUCAAAACUGGAAUUUAAGCCAGCUGCAGCAGCAGUUGAAGCAGGCUGAAGCUGGAGCUGCUGACCUGCAGCUGCAGCUGGAGGAAGCCAGACAGAAGGCCUCGAAGCUGGAGCAGCAGCUGGCGGAGCGUGACGCAGACCAAUCCAGAGUGACGUCUCUGCACAAAGAGCUGGAAGAGCUGCGCGCCCUGAGCUGCAACCAGGACCAGAAACUCACUCAGAGCAGAGCAGAGAUGGCCAGUCUGGAGGCAAUCCUGAGUCUGCUGCAUUUAAGAGAGGGUUCUGGCCAGGAGGUGUGCUGUUCGCCGUGCAUGCUGCCCUCUCCGGACUGUUCGGGGUCUGCUCACCUGCUGAAGCUGAGACCAGGUGAAGGCUACCAGCAGCUGCUGCGACUGCUGCAGGCAGAGCGCAGCCGUAACGAGCGUCUGCAGGAGCGUCUGAGUCGAGCGCAGCAGCAGAUUGAUUCCCUGCAGGACUCCAUGGCUCAAAGAGCCUCGCACUAUCAGAGGCUUCAGUCGGAGCUGCUGGACAAAGUCAACCACGCCUCUGACACUGAAAAAGAACUGAAGAGAAAAAGCGCUCGAGCAGCAGCACUGGAGAUCCAGCUGCAGGAGAAGACCUCUGCAUACAGUCUGACUGCUCUGAAGAACACUGAGCUGGAGAAUCAGCUGCUGGAGAAGACAAACGCCCUCCAGCAUUAUCAGUCCCUGAUGAGCCAAAGGCAGAGAGAACACCAGCAGAGUCUGGACCGCACUAAACGGGCUCAGGAGCUGCAGCUUCAGGAGCAGCAGCACAGGAUGGAACUGCUGCAGCGGUCUGUGGAUGAGACUCGCGUUCGGGGGCUGCAGAUGGAGCAGGACUUGACUUCGCUGCAGAGGGAGAGGGAUGCGGCGCAGGAGGCAGCGCUCCUGCUGCAGGCCUCUGUGGAAAAGUUAACUCAGGAGAAGCAGACGGAAACCCAGCAGAACCAGGAGCUUCUCCAGAGGUUGAAAGAGCAGUCUUCCCACUCUGCUGCUCAGAUCUCUGAGCUGCAGUCGUCCCUGUCAGCCUGCAGGCAGGAGCUGGAGUCCUACCUGCAGCAGAUGGAGGCUGUAAAGAGUAACUAUGAGGCUGAGCUGCAGAAGAAAAACGACAAGCUGAAGUCUCUGCAGGAGAAGCUCCACAGCACCAGCCUGGUUUAUCAGAGCUCCAGCGAGGAGAACCUGAAGCUGCAGCAAACUCUGCAGCAGCAGCAGACCAUGCUGACAGAGAGCACCACGCGUGUGUCCGAGCUGGAGGAGAGCCAGAGCCAAGCACUGUCCCAGGUGGGCGGUCUGGAGCAGCAGCUGGAACGAGCUCGAGCAUCAGUGCAGACUGAAGUCAGGCUCAGAGAGCAGGAGGCCCAGCUGGCCGACAGAAACUUGCAGCUGUCCAGGUCUGUCAGCCAACUCACAUCAGAAAUCCAGAUCUGUCAGGCGGAGCUGGUCUCCAAAAUGAGGGAGGCAGAUUGUCUGAAGGCAGACGUCAGCAUCAAGACUCAUCACAUCAGUGAGCUGGAGGAAACCCUGAAACAGACGAGGAGCCGACUCUGCAGCAAGGAGGACACGGUCCAGGGUUUGGAGGAGAAGCUCUCCCGCUCCGAGACAGAUCGCCUCAACUGCAGCCAGCAGCUCCAGACUCUAGAGCUGCGACUGCAGAGCGUGCAGGCGGAGCUGGCUGAGAAGGUGGAGCAGCUGCAGGAGCUCCAGAGAGCUCUGUGUAAAACUCAGUCCAUGUCACAGGAGCAACAAGCCCUGGUGGACACUCUGAGGUUCCAGCUCAGUGAGAGUCAGAAGGAGCUGGAGGAUCGAACCCACGAGGUCUUGGACUUGAACAAUGCCCUGCAGGAAAGGCAGGGGGAGCUCCAGCAGAGAGCAAAGCUGCUGGGCCGCCUGGAUGUGGCCAUCAGGGAGCACAAGCUGGAGCUGGAGAGGAAGGUGGAGUCUCUGCAGCAGAAGCUGGAGUCCAGAGAGAAGGAGCUGACAGACGUCCAGAAGACGAUAACGGACCGGAGGAUGAAGGAGCAGCAGGAGCUCAGCCAGCAGCUUCAUGCCACUCAGCAGAAACUUCUGAAGGUGACAGAAGAACUCCAGGAGAGCUGCCGUGAGCGUGAAGCUUUGAGCCGAGAGCUGGACGCCACCAGGCUGCAGGUCAAAGACAUGGAGACUCGUCUGCACAGGGCUGAGGAAGAGCUCGUCCUGAAGGAGACUCGCUGGCUGCAGGAGGAGGCCCGGCUGCAGAGCACGGUCUCUGCUCUGGAGCUGGAGCUGGAGCAGGAGAAGGAGCAGCACAGCCUCGAGCUGGAGUCCCUGCAGCAGACCCGAGGGCAGCUUCUCAAAGUUUCCGAGCAGAUCUCCUGCUCCAUGCGCUCCUCCCAGGAGCAGCUCAAUGCUAAGCUUCAGCAGACCCAGAAGCAGCUGGAGGACGCGAAAGCCCGCGGCGAGCAGACCAGAGUCCAGCUGGACCAGACCCUGCGUGACCUGGAUUACACCCGCAGCCAAGCCAGUCACCUUCAGAUCCAGCUAGAGCAGAGCCAGGUCCAGCUGGAGGAGAGCCGGACUCGAAUCGAGCAGAUGAGGAUCCAGCAGAGUCAUCUGGAGGCUCAUCUGGAGCAGCUCCAGAGGUCGGCUGAGACCUCCAUGGACUCCCUGCUCAUCAAGGAAUCGGAGGUCACUCGCCUGCAGGCCCGCAUCCUCAGUCUGGGUCGAGCAGCUGAGCGACGGGGUCUGUCUCUGCCUGCAGAGCGCUCUGAUCAACUCUCUCCACACGCUCCUUUUUGGGGGCACUCCUCACUGCAGCCCCCGGCCCCCAACAACCCCCUGAUUGAGGCGUCAAAGCUGCAGUCAUGCGAGUCCUCCUUUAUUUUCUCUGAGACUGUGGACCGCAGCUGGCAGGGCCUCAGCGCCUCUGACAGCACCGCCGCCUCCGACGCCUCCUUCAACCCGCUCACGUACAUGCUGGACAGAGGAGCGGGGGCCGAGGAGGAGGAGCCCCGCACCCACUCCAGGAGGGAGUCUGAGAGCAGCGUGGAGCCUCCAGAGGAGGACCUGAGCUCGCUCUCAGGCAUGCUCCGCUUCGUCACUCAGACGCUGGCCCGGCAGGACGACCCGGCUGCCAGCAGGAAGCUGCUCAGUCAUGUGACCGUCGGCGUUGCACCUCAGAGUUCCUCUGCAGAAGGUGUUGUUUGAAAAAGCCAGCUGUGAUGUUGAAAAAUGAACCGUGAGUGGGUCUGGUCAAGCACUUUAUCUUCUGUUAUUUAUGAGGUCAUGAUGAAUUAAAAGGUUGUUUUUUACAAACCUG
Messenger RNA from Oryzias melastigma (Indian medaka), 4229 nucleotides. RefSeq names its product coiled-coil domain containing 18 (gene ccdc18). Bases 248 to 4117 code for a protein of 1289 amino acids. NCBI's taxonomy places the organism in Eukaryota, Metazoa, Chordata, Actinopteri, Beloniformes, Adrianichthyidae. The record is from RefSeq and is a predicted model, not a curated record. The transcript has 26 exons.